UGAAAAGGCGGUGCGGCCUGUGAUCAUGGCGCUGUUCCCCGCCUUUGCGAGUGUUAGUGAGGCGCCCGAGAGUGGGAGCCCCAGGAAAGAAUUAGACUGGCUGAGCAACCCAAGCUUUUGUGUUGGAACCGUAACAUCUCUGAGCCAACAAACUGAAGAGGCCACAGCCUUUGUUUCUGAAGAGUCGCUACUGACCAGGAGUCCUCUGAAUUCAGAGCCUUUAGAUGAAAGUGACACUAACAGAAAGCCCAAACAAACAAGCAGAAAAAAGAAGAAAGAGAAAAAGAAGAAAAGGAAGCAUCAGCACCACAAGAAAACCAAGAGAAAACGUGGGCAGUCAAGUAGCAGUGGAUCUGAGUCAUAUACUGAUUCUGAAAAGGACAGAUCUUCCAGAAGCAUCAGAGACAGUAAAAAGGAAUCAGAGAAACCAAAUCAAGAAAAUAAUGCCACUGCUGAUAUUGGACGUCACUUUGUUUGGCUUGAGGACAUUCAGGCUCUGACGGGAGAAACCUUCAGAACAGAUAAGAAGCCGGAUCCUGCAAACUGGGAGUAUAAGUCUCUUUACCGAGGAGAUGUAGCAAGAUACAAGAGGAAAGGAGACUCCUGCCUUGGCAUUAACCCUAAGAAGCAGUGUAUAUCUUGGGAGGGGACUUCCACAGAAAAGAAGCGGUCACACAAGCAUGUCGAGCGCUACUUUACAAAGAAGAGUGUGGGAUUAAUGAACGUUGACGGAGUUGCCAUUAGCAGUAAAACUGAGCCUGCCUCAUCGGAGUCGAUCUCAUUUAUCCCAGUGAAGGGUGCAGAGGACGUGGUUGCCCCUGUUACAACCUGGUUGAACCCUCUGGGGAUUUAUGAUGAAGCCACCACACAGUGGUUACAAGGCCGGGGUCCUUCAGGGCAAGAAUCCAAGCAGCCAGAUUCACAGCCCAACAGAGAGAACGUGCUUCUCAAGGCCAAGGUGGAGGAGUUUAACAGGAGGGUAUGGGAGAAUCCUCGGGAUGUUCAGCUGUGGAUGGCAUUUGUUGCUUUUCAGGACGAGGUCAUGAGAAGUCCGGGCCUGUACGCCAUUGAGGAAGGAGAGCAGGAAAAGCGGAAGCGGUCCCUGAGGCUGGUUCUGGAGAAGAAGCUGGCCAUUCUGGAGCGGGCCGUGGAAAGCAACCCGAGCAGCGUGGAUCUGAAACUCGCCAAGCUGCAGCUCUGCACCGAGUUCUGGGAGCCCUCCACUCUGGUCAAAGAGUGGCAGAAACUGAUAUUUUUACAUCCCAACAAUACAGCCCUUUGGCAGAAAUACCUUUUAUUUUGCCAGAGCCAGUUUAGCACCUUUUCCAUAUCAAAAAUUCAGAGUCUUUAUGGAAAAUGCUUGAGUACUUUGUCUGCUGUUAAGGACGGCAGCAUCUUGUCCCACCCUGAGCUGCCUGGCACCGAGGAGGCCAUGUUUGCCCUCUUUCUUCAACAGUGCCACUUUCUGCGGCAGGCUGGUCACUCCGAGAAGGCCGUCUCUCUGUUCCAGGCCAUGGUUGACUUCACCUUCUUCAAACCCGACAGUGUGAAAGACCUGCCUACCAAAGGACAGGUAGAAUUCUUUGAGCCCUUUUGGGACAGCGGAGAGCCCAGGGCUGGGGAGAAGGGCGCCCGAGGCUGGAGAGCGUGGAUGCAGCAGCAGGAGCGGGGCGGCUGGGUGGUCGUCAGCCCGGAUGAUGACGAUGAUGAACCGGAAGACGACGACCAGGAAAUUAAAGAUAAGACUCUGCCCAGGUGGCAGAUCUGGCUUGCUGCUGAGCGGUCCCGAGAUCACAGACACUGGCGGCCGUGGCGCCCUGAGAAGACCAAGAAGCAGGCGGAGGAAGACUGUGAGGACCCAGAGAGACAGGUGUUGUUUGAUGAUAUUGGACAGUCUCUGAUCCGACUUUCCAGCCCGGAUCUUCAGUUUCAGCUGGUUGCAGCCUUUCUGCAGUUCUUGGGUGUGCCUUCCAGCUUCAGCCCUCCGGCCUCCUGCCUCUAUCUGGCCAUGGAUGAGAACAGCAUCUUUGACAAUGGACUCUAUGAUGAAAAGCCCUUGACUUUUCUCAACCUUUCAUUUUCUGGCGUCAGCUGUGUCGGACGCACGGACCAGCUGGGUUGCUGGCACUGGACCAGGGGUCACAGUCGAGAGGGCGAGGAGUUCAUCCGCAGCAUCUUCCACCUCGUGAUGCCUUUGUUUUCAGGCAAGGAGAGGUCUCAGCUCUGCUUCUCCUGGUUACAGUACGAGAUUGCAAAGGUCGUUUGGUGUCUGCACACUAAAAACAAGAAGAGGUUAAAAUCACAAGGAAAGAACUGCAAAAAACUAGCCAAGAAUCUCCUUAAGGAACCAGACAACCGCAACAAUUUUUGCCUCUGGAAGCAGUACGCGCAUCUGGAGUGGUUGCUCGGCAACACAGAGGAUGCCAGAAAAGUUUUCGAUACAGCACUCGGCAUAGCAGGGAGCAGAGAACUGAAGGACCAUGAGCUGUGUGAGCUCGGUCUCCUCUACGCCGAGCUGGAGGUGGAGCUGUUGCCGGACGUGAGGGGGGCCGCCCCAGCCCGAGCCAUUCACGUAUUGACCGGACUGACCGAGAAUGGGGCCUACGGGCCCUACACCGGGCAAGUCUCGGCCGUUCACAUUUUGAAAGCUCGGAAGGCUUAUGAACACGCGCUGCAGGACUGUUUGGGGGAGAGCUGUGUCUCCGAUUCCUUUAGCCGCCUGAUUAGCCUGGUUAAAUGCUUUAUGCUCUUCCAGUAUUUGACCCUAGGGAUCGACGCUGCUGUGCGGAUAUAUGAGCAGGUACUUGCAAAACACCAGGUCUCUGUUUCCGCAGAGGGCCCUGGUCUGGAGGGCAGUGCCAGCCCGCAGAGCCUGAGCAGCGUCCUCGAGGCCGUCACCCUGACACACACGAGCCUGCUCAGGUUCCACACGAAAGUCGCCGUCUACCCGCUGGCUCCUCUGCGAGACGCUCUCUCGGAGGCUUUAAAGUUGUAUCCGGGCAACCAGGUUCUUUGGAGGUCAUAUGUACAGAUUCAGAAUAAGUCCCACAGUGCCAGUAAGACCAGAAGAUUCUUCGAUGCGAUCACCAGGUCUGCCAAACCCUUGGAGCCGUGGUUGUUUGCAAUUGAAGCUGAGAAAAUGAGGAAAAGACUAGUGGAAACUGUGCAGAGGGUAGACGGUAGAGAGGUCCACGCCACCAUUCCCGAGACCGGCCUGACGCAUCGGAUCAGAGCCCUGUUUGAAAAUGCGAUGCGGAGUGACUACGGCAGCCAGUGCCCCUUACUGUGGAGGAUGUAUUUGAAUUUUUUGGUUUCCUUAGGAAAUAAAGAAAGAAGCAAAGGUGUGUUCUACAAAGCACUUCAGAAUUGUCCUUGGGCAAAGGUGCUGUACCUGGAUGCCGUGGAGUACUUCCCCGAUGAGAUGCAGGAGAUCCUGGACCUGAUGACGGAGAAGGAGCUCCGGGUGCGCCUGCCGCUGGAGGAGCUGGAGCUUCUGCUUGAGGACUAGAGACCAGGAGGGGAGUGGGGCCUGCCUCCGAGGCCUCGGCGCCUGCCCCGUGGGAGCCAGGAGACACCAGAAGAGACGGUGACACAUGCGUGCGAGUGUGUUAAGACCUCUGCCUUUGGAGUUUCUUUCUUGAUAGUUUGUGUCUGGGUUAUUGGUCUCUCACCUCUUGCACAUUUUUUGCGUGUGCAAAUGACACAAAAGCCAUUGUUUUGCAUAUUAUAUAUGUAUGUGUAUAUAUGUGCAUAGACAGGAAUCAUGCUAAGUGAUAACUGAACCUGUCAUGGUUGGUGUGUGAGUUCUCGUUUGGUCCACUCUUCCCCUGCCCAGCCAGCGCCAGCCCUGCUGGGGUGAAUGUACCUUCUCGGUUGGCAUCCUUGGUGGUCCUGCCAGGUCUCCUGGGUCUUGCAGUCAAAAAAAAGGUCUGGUUACUCAACACUAGGACUUCCUCCCCUGGGCUGGUUAGCAGAGAUUUCGCCCUUAUCUUCAGACCAGAGCAGUGGGGAGUCGUUUAAAACUUGGUACUCUCACCUGUAUCAAAUGUGUUGAGUUCGCAUUACUCCCUGAACCCUAUUCAGUGACGUCCUCGACUGCGGCCUGAGCAGCCAGCGUCGCUUGGGAGCAAUGUAGACCCUCAGGCCCCUCCCCAGCCCUGCUGUCAGAACCUGGGCUCUAAUAGGACGCCCUGUUAGGGGACUCUGUGUGUACAUUACCGCAUAGAAAGCACCGCCUGAACAAAUAAGGACCCCGCUGCAGGGGAGCUCACCAGCAGCCACUGUCGUGGAGAAUGGAGCGAGCUCCUUCCUACCAAACCCAGCGCUGCCUGUGACACGGGCCGAAGGUGGCUUUCAGCGGUGUUGGCCACGCUCUCAUUCUGAUUGCCAGGAACUGAGUUACAUUUGACUGAGAGGAAAUUGCUUUAUCUUCUCUGAGGUCCUGCUUUUUAAAAAGUGGACAGCUUCUCUCUGGCUUUUUUCUUUUUUUUUAAAUCAUGCUCUCUAGAAUUGCUGAAAGCCUAUUUCCUUGGCACCUCAUCCUGAAAAGCCAGUGCUGUGGAAUAGAAUUUUGGCUAGAAAUCGAUGGACACUGGUUGGGAAAAAGCAGCAGAGGGCAGCACAGCUACAGCAGCGGUCCCCAACCUUUUUGGCACCAGGGACCAGGGACCGGUUGGUUUUGUGGAAGACGGUUUUCCCACAGAAGGUGGGGUGGGGGGGAGGGAGAUGGGGGAUGGUUCAGGCUGCAGUGCGAGCAAUGGGGAGCGGCAGAUGAAGCUUCGUUCACCUGCCACUCACCUCGUGCUGUUCGGCCCGGUGGUUCCUAACAGGGGGAGGCCUGGGGACCCCUGAGCUAGAGCACUUUCUAAAGAGCGUCUCGGAGCACCCAAGGAAGUUGGCCAACGAAGUGGAGGCUUUCCUUGAACUGCCCCACUUACAGGCUUUGAGAUAGAUGGAAUGGAACUGUUCUGAAACGAGAGAAGAGCAGGAAAUAAAGAAAGAAAGGGAAGGGGAAGCUUGACACAUUUCUGAACACUCUUGGGAGGGACCAGGUUCUGAACCCGAGAACAAGGGAGGGCAGGGCUGGUAUGGGACUCUUCGGCCCUGCCCUUUUGAGGCCUCUUGUAGGAGCCUCGGUCUCUUAGCAACAGCGACACCUCCUUCCUGCCUCCAGAGCGCUGAGAGCCCGCAUGCUCCACAGACCUUCCAAAAGGGAAGCCACGGCCGUAGGGACUCAGCCCUUGUUGCUUAAACAACGAAGAUAGCUGGCUAUUUACUUAUGAUCGUUGCUUUCCCAUCAGCUGCUGUUGAACAACUGCCACCAG
Balaenoptera musculus (blue whale) is the source of this 5324-nucleotide messenger RNA. It is a transcript of the gene NRDE2, whose product is annotated as NRDE-2, necessary for RNA interference, domain containing. The record is from RefSeq and is a predicted model, not a curated record. Gene Ontology annotation, biological process: negative regulation of RNA catabolic process; regulatory ncRNA-mediated post-transcriptional gene silencing. NCBI's taxonomy places the organism in Eukaryota, Metazoa, Chordata, Mammalia, Artiodactyla, Balaenopteridae. Bases 26 to 3508 code for a protein of 1160 amino acids. Gene Ontology annotation, cellular component: catalytic step 2 spliceosome. The transcript is spliced from 14 exons. Gene Ontology annotation, molecular function: protein binding.